Molecule: messenger RNA, 944 nt
Organism: Bombina bombina (fire-bellied toad)
Lineage: Eukaryota; Metazoa; Chordata; Amphibia; Anura; Bombinatoridae
Exons: 8
Coding region: 119-778 (219 amino acids)
Source: RefSeq, a predicted model, not a curated record
ACAUCUUCUUCAUGACAGCAAGAAGUUUUGUCUUGUGUGCCAUGAUCCUGCCCCUGCAGCUGGAGCCCUUAAGGAAGUACUAGGUGCAGCCCCUGCGACAUCUGACCGACCGGUCAACAUGAGUGCAGCGGACACAGGUAUUCCAGGAUCAUCCGGGGAGCAGUCAGUAUCCGUUCCACAGCAUGGACUUCCACAUGGUGAUGGUCACAUUAUUCCGAUUGCACAGCCUGGACUUCCACAUAGUGUUGGUCAGAGUCAUCCGAUUGCACAUGGGAUGACUCUGGGACCAAUGAAUAGUGAGGCAUUCAAGACUGCAUUAGCAAAUGGAUUUCUGGCUGGGCUGAAUAAUUCAGUAUACGUAUUUGCUGGUGUGGGAGUCUUUGCCCUCGUAAUUAUUAUAAUUGGAGGAUGGGCGCUUAGGAAGAACAUCCGAAAAUCCAAACUUCCUGAUGAGGAGCAACCAAACAUCAGCCCCGUCAUCAGGAAAGCUUCUCUGAAAAAGGAGAAGAAGAUAAAAAAGAAAGGAAAGAAGGAGAAAAGGGAGGUGGAACAGAAGGGUGAAGAUGAGGAGGAAAUGAAGUUUGAGAAGGAGGUGAAGGUGCAGAAGACGGAUGAAAAAUCAGGGGAAGCUCAAAUUGAAACCAAAGAGAAAGCAGUACAGACAGACGGCACACAAGAAGUAAAAUGGAAACUUUUGGAGUUUUGGAUCAAUAAAGACCUAGAAGUACAGAGACGGCGAGAGGAAGAACUAAGGGAGGAGGAAGAGUUCUUUAGCUAAAGAUACCAGAGCUACGUGUACCAGCCAGGGCUCUGCCUCUUCUGCCACUCCUGUGUGCCAAUAUGUCCCGCCCCUGAGAAACCAUCUUGUAUUGUCAUCCUUCUUAUCUCUACCUCUUAUUGGGAAUUCUCCAUGGUUACUAAUUAAUAAAAUUAGACCAAGUAAA